Molecule: messenger RNA, 993 nt
Organism: Acanthosepion pharaonis
Lineage: Eukaryota; Metazoa; Mollusca; Cephalopoda; Sepiida; Sepiidae
Source: the annotation of a GenBank genome assembly
AUGUUAUCCCGAGCAAAUCUCCUGAUUCAAAGGGACUUUGAGGAUUUAAAAGAGAAGCCGUAUGAGGGAAUUGAAAUUGAUUUAAUUUCUCCUGAUGACGUAUAUGAAUGGACAGUUAAAAUAAAAGGAAACCAAGGAUCAAUUUGGGAAGGUGGGAUAUUUAUUUUAAUUCUGAAGUUUGGGGAACAAUAUAAUGAAAUGCCUCCUGAAGUAUUUUUUUACACUGUUCCAUUUCACCCAAAUGUUGAUCCAGUCUCUGGAUAUAUAGGACUUGAUUUAUUAAACUCAAAAAGAUGGGAAACUUCUCGUAGCAUUCUAAAAGUACUAUCUGAUAUUCAGGAUCUUCUCUGCCAUCCUGUACUAGAAAGGAACAUCUUGAAUAAGCAAGCAAAAGACAUGUAUAUAGAAUCACCCCAUGCUUACAGGCAGAUUAUUGCUGAUUGUGUAAGACACAGCCAACAAAUUGAGCUUGGCCUUAAUCCUGACAUUGAAGAUGAAUACAAGUCUUUGAAGCAGAUUCCUGUUUUGAAUCAAGGCACAGAAAACAUGCAAGUAACACAGAAAACACAUCGUAACUUUAACAAAGUCUCUUUUGAAGAUUAUCACUUCACCUGGUCAGAUAUUGCAACUUGUAAAGCAAAAGCAGACUUAGAAAAUUCUUAUCUUGAAAGUUUAAAGAAAAAUUCCAAAUUGUAUGAAAUGCACACUGGACAAAAACUGGAAAAACUAUCAGAGCAAAUUUCACCAGAACAGCAAGAAGAGUUGUCCAUUUUAAUGUAUGGUAAUUUUAAACAGAACAAGAUAAAGGACAAUAAAAAAGAACGUUUAACAAAUCUGAGAAAAAUGAAAAAACUUUAUUUGCACAGUUUGUCAGAUCAGAUGAAUGCAGCUCUAAAGAACUCAAGUGCACGAUUAGAACCAAACGAUAAUGAAGUGAAUGACUUAUUGAAAUGGUCAUCCAAUUUAGAUUGCAGCCGCUUAGAUAACCACUAA